CAGACGCCUCGCAGACGUGCACUUGUUAUUAUUGUAAGAGCUUAGUACUGCUGUGUAACUGCGACGAAAUAGCUGCAGCUAUACUUUUUGGAUCUCUUUAAUUUAUCCGUUGUCAGUUUUUAUCUCUCUCUCUUUCUCUUACUCUCGACAUUCGAGGUAAUGAUUAGUAUCAGGGUAUGUCAACUCUUCGCUUAAACAUGGCCAAGCUAACGAGAUCGGUUUGGGGCUUGUCCUCGAACUUCGCAUCGAACCAGUACUUUUCACGGUUAUUGGCUACACCAUUGACAACUAAUCACAGCUUUGGAUUGAGCAAAUUUUCAACUAAAACAGAAAAUGACGUUUGCGAAGAUGAAAUCAUUAUCAGUGACAGUUGCAUCAAAAGACUGAAAGAAAUUAUGCAGGAUGGCAGUUGUUUGAGGGUUACUGUAGAAGGUGGUGGAUGUUCUGGCUUUCAAUACAAAUUUGAUCUUGAUUCCAGUAUUAAUGAAGAUGAUAAAGUCUUUCAAAAAGAUGGAGCCAAAAUUGUCAUAGAUUCAACAUCUUUAGAUUACAUUAAAGGAGCUACUAUUGAUUAUCAUACUGAAUUAAUUAGAUCAGCAUUCAGAAUAAUAAAUAAUCCUUUGGCUGAGCAUGGAUGCAGUUGUGGAGCUAGUUUUUCUAUUAAGUUAGACUGAAGAAUAUAUAGACAAUAUUAGGCCUAUAUGAAUUUUUAAGUAUACUUAAAUUUUGUGAUCUGUGAAGCAUA
Trichogramma pretiosum is the source of this 745-nucleotide messenger RNA. Its product is annotated as iron-sulfur cluster assembly 2 homolog, mitochondrial. NCBI's taxonomy places the organism in Eukaryota, Metazoa, Arthropoda, Insecta, Hymenoptera, Trichogrammatidae. The transcript has 3 exons. Gene Ontology annotation, cellular component: mitochondrion. The record is from RefSeq and is a predicted model, not a curated record. Gene Ontology annotation, biological process: iron-sulfur cluster assembly. The coding region runs from base 177 to 674 and encodes 165 amino acids. Gene Ontology annotation, molecular function: 4 iron, 4 sulfur cluster binding; iron ion binding; 2 iron, 2 sulfur cluster binding.